Messenger RNA from Verruconis gallopava, 1070 nucleotides. RefSeq lists its product as uncharacterized. Lineage: Eukaryota; Fungi; Ascomycota; Dothideomycetes; Venturiales; Sympoventuriaceae. The coding region runs from base 195 to 1001 and encodes 268 amino acids. Gene Ontology annotation, molecular function: phosphatidate phosphatase activity. Gene Ontology annotation, biological process: phospholipid metabolic process. The record is from RefSeq and is a predicted model, not a curated record. The transcript is spliced from 4 exons.
UCUUUGCUGUUUCUACUUUGUUCAGAUCAUGUUUGUCAUGACAGAUCUGCAAUAAUACAAAAUGCGUGGGGACGGGUGUCGCCGCUUCUUUUGCGCGGUUUUGGCAGCGCUCGUAUGCUUCGGACUACGUUGGAUUUCUUCUGUUGCUGGUUGCCUACUUGCUGAUCCAAUUCUUUGUCGAGCCCUUUCAUCGCAUGUUCUUCCUGGACAACCUCGCCAUUCAAUAUCCGCACGCCGAAGUUGAGCGAGUAUCAGUCUUUUGGCUCUUCGUAUAUGCGCUCUUUAUCCCCAUCGGCGUCAUUCUUCUCCUUACUCUGCUCAUCUCGCCCUCUCCGCACAAGACCCAUGUCGCUCUCCUCGGCCUAGCUAUAUCUUUCAUCCUGGCUUCCUUCAUCACCGACGUAAUCAAAAACGCUGUUGGCCGGCCUAGGCCAGAUCUUAUCGCCAGAUGUAAACCGCGGAAGGGUACUCCUGCGCAUCAAUUAGUCACAUACGAGGUGUGCACCGAAACGAACCACCAUGUUUUGCAUGACGGGUGGCGAAGUUUCCCAAGCGGACACAGUAGCAGUGCUUUCUCUGGCCUGGGUUACCUCAGCAUGUUUGUGGCUGGGCAACUGCAUGUGUUGCGCCCCCGAACGGACUUAGCAAAAGCUCUGGUAGCCAUAGCACCUCUUCUGGGGGCUGCACUGAUCGCCAUUUCCCGCUGUGAAGACUACAGACACGACGUGUGGGAUGUCAGUGCUGGGAGUGCGAUUGGCUUCGUCGUUGCUUUGUUCUCUUACAAGAGAUACUUCCCUCCGCUGAGGAAGCGAAACUGCGACGUACCGUAUCCUACGCCAUGUGAGAUGGCAACAAGACAGAAGGGCAAAACAAAGGCGAGAGCAAGGGAUGAAGAGGAGGAGCUGGCAGACGCUGGAGAUUUCGAAAUUGGCGAGAGCGAGAACGAAGACGGCGACAAGGAGCCGGAAAGGUUGCCGCUCACGUCUGUAAGGCCGUCAUGACUAUCUAGCUUAUUGUACGGAACAUUCAAUUUAGUCACGCGCAUGUAAUUGAGCCUGCGGUUCUGCACG